ACUGAGCCACACCAGUCAGGGCUCAAACUGGCAUUUUUAUAGGGGAACAGUGACAAGCUGAAAGGUCGGGAGGGCUGGGGGUGGCAUUGGGGAAGUGGCACUGAGUGGGGUGUGGAGACUGGAGGCAGGAAGGCAGACAGGAGAGGGCAUACUCAAAUGGGGGCCCAGCAGGGUCUGGACUACCUGAGGACUUUGAAUCCAAGGUUUCUAUAAAGCAUUACCAGCCUCAUUAACUCAUUAGCAGAUCAACUAAGUUCCCAGACCUGAGGAGGCCAAGUAGAUGCAGUGGAGAAUAUUGUGGGUCUGUCUGGGCCUUUUCCACCAGGACCCCUUUCCUUACAGGCUCGGAGGGCGGGCCCAGAGAGAGGAUCUACCCCCACAGGGACUCUCCUUAGAUUCCUCAGACACACCAUCCCUGAUAGGAGCAGCCAGUUCCUCACUUUCUUGGACUCAGUUUCCUAGGGGACUUUGAUGGCUGGGCGCUGGCCUUAGCCCCACACCUCCUCCUGGUCUCGUCUAGCCCUGUCCUUUCAGCCCCGGCUCAGGUCUUGGACAGGCCUUGGCUCUCUCCCUUCCCACGGGGUUUGCUGGGCCAGGUCCUUCGGGGCUCACCUGCUCCCACGUCCAGCUAUCUUACGGCUCUGCCCUGGCCCCGCUGUUUCCCCGGCUCCCGCCGGACGCACUCACCAAUGGCUCCGCCUCCACCCCUGCUUUGAGUCGGCAGCGCCCCCUGUCGGCCCGCGUGCACUCUGCGGUUAUACCAGGUUCCACCGGCUCGCCCAGCUGGUGCCGUUGUCAUGGAGAGGGACGCGGAGCCCACCCACUGCGGACACGCCAGGCCGGUGGACGCUGAAUAGAAACCUCUUAUUCGGACACCGCCUGCAGAAUCACCACUCGUUUUGCCUCUUCACUCCUGUGAGGGUUCCCAGGGUCGCUGCGGACGGCACCACUAUGUCUGGCGAGGUCAGCGCGACUGGGGCGUCACCCAGGGCCCCGCGUCCGGGGACUCAGAAGUCGUCCAGCACAGUGACCAAGAAGGGGGAUCGCGGGGCCAAGGAGAAGCCAGCGACCGUCCUGCCCCCGGUGGGCGAGGAAGAGCCCAAAAACCCUGAGGAGUACCAGUGCACUGGAGCCCUCGAGACCGACUUCGCCGAGCUCUGCACCAGGUCCGGCUACACAGACUUUCCCAAAGUUGUCCUGCGGCCCCGCCCGCACCCAACCUCUCUCCCAUCUGCCUCCUUGUCGGAAAAGCCCACCCUGGACGACCAGCGGCUGUCGGGUUCUUGCAGCCUCAACAGUCUGGAGAGCAAAUACGUGUUCUUCCGGCCCACAAUCCAGGUGGAGCAAGAGCCAGAAGACAAGUCCGUGAAGGAAAUCUACAUCCGCGGCUGGAAAGUUGAGGAUCGGAUCCUGGGCAUCUUCUCUAAGUGUCUGCCCCCCCUCAGCCAGCUGCAGGCUAUCAACUUGUGGAAGGUGGGGCUCACUGAUAAGACCCUGGCCACACUCAUCGCCCUCCUACCUCUCUGCUCACCCACUCUCAGGAAGGUGUCUCUGGAGGGGAACCCACUGCCAGAGCAAUCAUAUCACAAGCUCAUGGCACAGGACAGCAGGAUCGCGCACUUGUCUCUGAGGAAUAACAACAUCGAUGACCACGGGGCGCAGCUCCUAGGCCAGGCUCUGUCCACACUGCACAACUGCAACCGAACCCUGAUCUCGCUCAACCUGGGCUUCAACCACAUCGGGGACGAGGGCGCUGGUUACAUUGCCGACGGCCUCCGGCUGAACCGCUCCCUGCUCUGGCUGUCCCUGGCCCACAACCGCAUCCAGGACAAGGGCGCUCUGAAGCUAGCCGAGGUUCUGCGGCCCUUUGAGCUGACACACACCGAGGUGGUGGAGCGGCGCCGCCUCCUGCUGGAAAAGGGGACUCAGGAGCGCUUGCGGUCGCCUUCCUCCUCUCGACAUGGGGACUCCAAAACAGACCGUGAGAAGAAUCAGCUGGCGGGAGCCAGCAGUGUUGCACUGGUGGACAAGACAGAUAAGAUGCAGACAGUGAAGACCCCUAAGAGCCUGGGCAAGAAAAAGGAGAAGUCAGGGGAAGUGGUGAAGAAAGAGGAGAAGUCGGGGUCUGGGCAGUCACCCACACAAGGGACCCCAAAGAAGGAAGACUCUACAAAGGCAGGCAAGGGGAAGGUAACCAUCCCUGAGCAGAAACCGAUCAAGGGAAAAGGGCCAAAGACUGGGAGCAAAGAGAAGCGCAGCAUCCUCCUGGAGUCAGAGCUGGUGGCUGAAACCACUGAGAUGGUCAAUCCUCUCUUGGAGCCUGUGGAACACCGAGAUGGGAAGGUUUUCAUGCCUGGGAACAAGGUCCUUUUGCACCUCAACCUCCUCCGAAACCGCAUCACUGAGGUGGGGCUGGAGGGCUUCCUCAUCGUAGUGCAGUACCAGGCACAGUUCUCCAAGUCCAAGAGUAUGUCCAAGGGUCCCGUGGGGCUGCUGUGGCUCUCUCUGGCGAAAAACUGCUUCUCCAUGCAAUGUCCUAUGUACACCAUGAUUCAAGAGUUGAUGCUGCCAAGGGACCCCAUCAGUAAGGCCAAGCUCAGAGAGGAGGAGGCUAUGGCUUUCUCCACCUAGUGCCUCCCGCUGACUCUGGGCCGCAGAAGCAUUUUCUGUCCGUCUGGGCUUACUGCCCUGGGGGAGAUCUCAGAUCAUUAACAAGGUCCAUUGCUGUACUAUUUUCCUUCAGGUUGUCGGAAAAACUUUGCUCCAGAGCUACUUGGAAUGUUUGGACUGAGUCUGUUCGUGUAACAUGGCCAGAAAUGGCCAAAUCGCUUCACAGUUCUGCUGGGUCCUUGCUUUUCUGCCACCCCGGGGGCCUAGUUCUUGCUCACUCAGGCCAGUCACUCUAGUGCGGAUGUCCACAAUCUGAAACCAGGGACACCCAGAUGGUGUGGGGCCAGAGGUCUCAGGAGAGCUGGUGGCCCAUCAGUGUGGCUUCCUGAGAGAACCUACCGACAAGGCCAAGAGCGCACAGGGCUGGGUUUUGUGUAACUAACAUCCACUUUACAGGGAGCUUCCAGAGAAGUGUCCCUUCACCUCUGGGCAGAUUUAACCUGGUCCAUCUCUUCAUCCUGUUGCAUUCAUUGACAGGGACUGCUCUCCCUGCUGAGAACUCUCUUGGCGAGGCUCAGUGGCUCAGUGCCUGCGUCUGAUCACCUGGGGUGCUGCUCAGCCUCCAGGUGGCUGGCUGAGCUUCUGCAAGAAAACUUCAUCAGCUGUUUGGAUUCCCAACACUGAGCACAUUACAGGUGCUUGGCAAGGAUUAGUUACCUAAGCUUCUCCAGUUAUUCCUGCCUGAGUCCUUCUAAAGUAAAGCUUCAGUGAAACUUCACAGCCCCAUUCUUAUCCCUACACUUUGCUU
This is a messenger RNA of Phyllostomus discolor (pale spear-nosed bat), 3418 nucleotides long. RefSeq names its product leucine rich repeat containing 71 (gene LRRC71). The transcript is spliced from 15 exons. Lineage: Eukaryota; Metazoa; Chordata; Mammalia; Chiroptera; Phyllostomidae. Bases 952 to 2631 code for a protein of 559 amino acids. Gene Ontology annotation, molecular function: protein binding. The record is from RefSeq and is a predicted model, not a curated record.